UUUUCAACUUGAAAUUCCAAGGACAAUUUUUUUUUGGACCGUUUACACACCUGUACAGACUUUUUGGAGAUGCAACCAUUUUUUCCCCUAGAAAGCUAUCUUUAAUUCACCGUAUUUGUGUUUUACAAUGUUUUGCGAGCCACAACCAGAACAGAUCCAAAGUGGAUCAGCUUCCAAACCUCCUGUGGACCAACAAUGUGAAGCAGAAAUUCAGAUGUCAGUGGAGGAAGUGCCAACAUUUAAUAUUUCUGAGGUCCUAAUGAGCAGUGUCGAAGGCAAGGACGUAUUGGCCAGUCUUGAGAAGAACACUUUAUCCUUAAAUCAGCGAAGAUGCAUGGUCAGGAUACUAGUUUCACACCUUAUGAAUCGCUUUGGAGAAAACCCAUCCUCUGAGCAAAAGAUGUGUUUGGCUGUUUCUCUGGUUGAGCAAUAUCCCUGUCUUAAGGACUCCCAGGGUAAAGGCUAUGAAGCAUGGUUCAGCCCUGGACGAAGCCAUCGUCCAGCUACUGGAUUUCUGGAGGAACGCUUGCGAAAUGUCAGGAAGAGAACCCGUCGUGAAAACUGCACAAGCCGUGAGAAAGAGGAUUCUCAAGCCAUAAGCAGCACCUUGGUUAUACCAGAGCCAAGUAUUUCACCUGACAGAGCAGUACAACUUGCAGAAUGGCUUAAAAAUAAUAUGUGGCCAGCUAACCAAGUUGCAGAUUACAUGAAAGAAACAGCCAUCCACAGGGCUCAGUGGAUAAGAGCUAACGGGACAAAAUCUAUCGAGGAAAUAACUUGUGAAUUCCCUCGACUCCUUGAUACGCCAGGCAUGAUUUCACAAGACUUCUCUGUAUUAUUCCCCGACCAUGCAGAGAGACUUUUCCAAACUUGGAAAAUGAGUUUCAAAGACAAAAUCCUUUGCUUUGCCAGCCAGGAGAAAAAGGCGCAGGAGCUUCUCCAGAAUUUAGACAGUUUGUCUCCAGAAGUCCAAAGUGACGUUGCACUCAGGCUGCUUCCUGUAAUACUGCCCACCCCUGUCUACAAAAAAGGGAUGAAAAUGUUCAAACCAAGCUUGGAAGAAAAUAUCAAGUCUUUCAUUGAAUUCAAGCAUGUUGGGACCAACAUGGUUGAAUAUUUGAAGGAGGCAGAGCUCACUAAACCCUUCCCCUUUGUCCUUGGUCUUGGGGAUGACAGUCAAUGCCAUCAAGCCUUUGUAGUUGUUGGCAAACAGGCACUGCAUCAAAACACACUCCUUGGUGCUGUGGACACGUGCUUUAAACUUUUUUAUGUUUUAGACAUCCAUUUCCCGAAGCAGUGUGCACCAGUGUGGGAGUUUUUGCAGACUGUUGUCUACAAACUCCCAGGAACUGAAUCUCCUUCUGUAAGACUGCUCCGUGGAUAUUUGUCAUGUUGAGCAGUACUGGAACCAUGACAACUAACCCUUUCUAAAAUGUUAUGCAAGUUUAUAUUAAGAGGAAAUUUGUCAGACUAAUACAUAUAUCUAAAGCAUUUUACUUGUAUCACUUUGUUCGUGUGCCUCUUUGUUAAACAUACUCUCUAAAAAGUUAUGAGUUUAUAUUAAGGGGAAAGUCAUCUAACUAAUAUAUAUGAAGCAUUGUACUUGUGUCUUAUACUUGUGUAUAUAAUGUAAAUGUUUAAAUCUAAGCUAAUUUAAUUUAUUGAUAUUUAUUUUUUUAAUAUUUAUAAAAUGGAAGUUGUAUUUAUAUUUUAUAUGCUGUUUUAUUGUUCAUUGAGCAUGAAAAAAUAUCAUGCUUUUUUGC
Carassius gibelio (silver crucian carp) is the source of this 1763-nucleotide messenger RNA. RefSeq lists its product as uncharacterized. The transcript has 9 exons. The record is from RefSeq and is a predicted model, not a curated record. The coding region runs from base 128 to 1396 and encodes 422 amino acids. Lineage: Eukaryota; Metazoa; Chordata; Actinopteri; Cypriniformes; Cyprinidae.